Messenger RNA from Amoebophrya sp. A25, 567 nucleotides. The record is from the annotation of a GenBank genome assembly. Lineage: Eukaryota; Dinophyceae; Syndiniales; Amoebophryaceae.
GUUUUACCAAGUCCGCCACAGCGCCAGAGGUAUCUUCGAGAAGGUCAAGUGAGUGCCUACCGCACAGCUUUAGAGGAGUGGCAGAAAAAGGCGGAAGCGUAUAUGAAGAACGAAAAGGACAAGCAAAGCCGAAACUACGCUGGUAUUAAGGGUUGAAGCAUUUCAUUUUUACAUGCCCUCCUCCCUUGGCAUUGGUAUCCAGAAAUGACAUGUUUCAACCUUCAUCGGUAUUUCCGUCGUGAAGCGGUUGUUAGCAACCGUCUUGCGUGCUUUCCCAGGUCGUGACAGCCAAGGCCGUGCAAAGAACACUUACGUUUUUUAUGGAUGAUGUUUUUUCUCCCAUUUUUUUAAUAGACCAUCUAGGCUGCUGCAUCUUGAUCUUUCCCACUUUAAACUGUACAAGUAGGUUAAGCAGGAGGGCCUCGAACUCGAUGGUCUCUCUAGACGGAAUAGACGCCAUUCAUAUUUUUUCCCGGGUUUUCGUACCACGUCCGGAUGAAAAAUUGAUGCGACAAGGAACCAGUGGACAGGGAGACACUGAGAAGGCGUUCCAGAUGGUCGAGGAGG